AGGAAGAACGGUUGGAAAAAUGGGGAAAAGCAGAGCAGACACUGUCUGUUGAUUGUUCGUCAAUCUGACAUCCACCAUUUCCACUCGGUUUUGUGCCUCUUCAAUAUCACCAUUUCCACUCUGAUUUGGACUGACAUCCACCAUUUCCACCAUUGAAUUACAUUUCACGUUGCUGAAGCUGCCGGAGGAAUCAGGGACGAGGGAGGCCCUCUCUCUCUCUGAGUCAACGUCCAACUUCAGGCUUUCUUUCUACGGCUGAAUGGCUAACUCAUUGGCUCGGAGCGAUAGAAAAUUCAAGAGGUUGGAAUCUCGGAAGUCCCAUUCAUGGUGGUGGGACAGUCACGUCAGCCCCAAAAAUUCUAGAUGGCUCACGGAGAAUCUCGAGGAGAUGGACCGCAGCAUCAAGCGUAUGUUGAAGCUAAUUGAAGAAGAUGCAGAUUCAUUUGCAAAGAAGGCUGAAAUGUAUUAUCAGAAGAGGCCAGUGUUGAUCUCUCAUGUUGAGGAAUUCUACCGUAUGUAUCGUUCCCUUGCUGAGCGUUAUGAUCAUGUGACAGGUGAGCUUCGAAAAAAUAUUCCUUCAGAUCUACAAUCUCAGGGCUCUGGUAUUUCUGACCUGGGCUCUGAGCUGCCCUCUACAUGGCCCUCUCCCGAUCAAAGGCUUGGACGUCGAAAAUCUGGACCACGAGCUGCUGGCUUUGAUUUCUUCCUUGGAUCUGGUGGAAGCAACUCUGAUACUUGCCAAAAGGAAGGAGAUGAGUCAUCUUCCUUGACUGAAUCUGAACCUGAAUCUGACGAUUCAUCGGUAAACAAUUAUUCAGGUGGUGAUCAAGGUCUGAACAGGAAGAUGAUUGAAUUGGAGAUUGAGCUUCGUGAGGCUAAAGAAAAGCUCCGCAUGAAAGAGGAUAAUGCAGAAGGUUCACUUCCAUUCAAAGGGGCAGCGGAUGAAAAUUCUGAUUAUGUUUUUGCUAGAAUUGCUGGGUACGAGGAAGAAUUAAGGAAUGCAAACGAGAAGCUGCGAAUUUCAGACAUACAGAUCAUGAGGUUGAAAAGUGAGCUCCAAAAGUACAGGGAAUCAGAAAUGACCAAGGGUUUGCAGGCUGAGUCUUUGUCUGCUACAAUGGAAGAUACCCUGAGGCAUGAAGAUGGGGUUCCUUUGGUCAUUAAUCACGAAUCAGAGGUUGACGAACAUCAUAGAGGUUCAGGAGCUGACCAUGUCAUUACCGUUAAGGAACUGGUGGAAGAGCAAAAAAUUACUAAGGAAAGACUUGAGACUUCACAGAAAGAACUUUCUAAAUUAAAGCUUGAACUUGAGAACAAUAGAUCACCUGAGAAAAUCUGCCAUUUGCAGAAUGAGCUUGAAGCAGCCCGAAAAGAUACCACUACAUGGAAGGCCAAGCUGAGUGCGGAGAGAAGAGAGGUCUCCAAGCUCCAAGAAAGAAUUUCAAGGUUGAAAGCUAGUUUAUCAGAUCGAGAUCAUGAGAUAAGGGAUUUAAAACUAGCAGUAUCUGAUGCUGAGCAGAAAAUCUUUCCCGAGAAAGCACAAGUUAAGGCUGACAUGUCUAAGCUACUUGAGGAGCAAGCUGUGUUGAUGGAACAAGUCAGAGAAUGGGAACAUCGAGCUCGUCUUUUGGAGGAUGAAAUCAGAAAAAUAAAAGGGGAAAAGGUGGAUUUGGAAGAGAGACUUAAUGGUGAGAUCAAGCGGCUGGAGACGACAAUUGUUGAGAAAGUAGAAUGCAUGGAGUAUUUUAAAAAUGGGCUCAAUGAUUUGGAGUCUGAAAGGGAUCAACUACAGGCUGAAGUUGUAGCUUUGAAAGAGAAACUGAGGUCCAAAGACAAGCAGGUGGAUGAUAUAAGGAAGCAUGUGGGAAAAUUGGAAAGGGAACGUGUGGAGCUAGUAUCAAGUAUUGAUAAAGCUGACAAGGUGGCGGAGAAGUUAAGAUUAAGAGAGAAGGAGCUGGAGGGUGAGGUGGAGAAGCAAAGAAUACUGAUAAUGGAAGGAGCGGAGGAAAAGAGAGAGGCUAUAAGGCAGCUAUGUUUUUCGAUUGAGCACUACAGGAGUGGAUAUCAUAUGCUUAGAGAAGUUUUUAUUGGUCAAAAGCGGGUUCCAGUAUUGGCUUCUUAAGUACAUGUUUAGAAUAACAUCGAAUCUUAAAACAAUUGUUGGCUUGUUUCUGGGAUGAAACAAACGGUUUUCUGUUUGUUAAAUUAAAUGAUGUAAAUGUAGUUCACUUAGAGAAACAAUGAGCGGGAGUUUGAUAAGAAUCGUCCCAGCAGGGUCCUGUUGCCAAAUUUUGGCUCUUUAACGUCUGUUGAAGUAUGAAACACUUUUAGGACAAUUCCUACCUUGGGCAAAACUUGAAAUCUAGAAGACCAAUGCGAACCAGGCAAGUGAGCUCCAAUUGUACGGCUUGUAUUUUGUUGUGUAUGGGACGCCAGGUUUGAAUCAUCUUAACAAACAUUGACUUGUUGGUAAAUAACCUUUGUCCAAUGCGGACAUGUUGCUCUUUAA
Messenger RNA from Cucumis melo (muskmelon), 2509 nucleotides. Its product is annotated as protein NETWORKED 4A. Gene Ontology annotation, cellular component: vacuolar membrane. The coding region runs from base 260 to 2122 and encodes 620 amino acids. The record is from RefSeq and is a predicted model, not a curated record. The transcript has 4 exons. Gene Ontology annotation, molecular function: actin binding. Lineage: Eukaryota; Viridiplantae; Streptophyta; Magnoliopsida; Cucurbitales; Cucurbitaceae.